AUGGCCAACGGAUUUCUGUAUAAUUCCGAUAGAGCCAAGUAUCAAUCAAGAAUUGAUGGAAUGACGGCGCAGUACACGUUGAAACAUCUGGAUUUGAAACAACGUUGUACAUUUCCAACUACUUUGGAAAAUGCUGCUGAUGUUUUGAAUCAACACAAGCACAAUAAUAGGAAGAAGAAUUCGAAUGGAGGAAAUUCAAAUAGACAAGGAAAACAAAUCAAGUCAAACAACAAUCAAAAUAACGGAGCUCAGUUUUUGCAACAACAAACUCGAGCGUGUUUUGUAUGCGGAUCAAAAGAUCAUAUCGCACCUCAAUGUGCAGACAAAUUGAAGCCGCAGAAACAAUGGAAAAACCCGGACAAAUAUAGGGAUUAUUUGGACGUGAAUGGUCGUGGUAAUCGACAGAAUAUGCAACGUGAUGAGAAUGCAAUGCGUGAUGAUAAUGAAUCGGGAGAUUCAAACACUCAAUGGAAAUAUGGACGUUCCAACAAUGGAUCCCAUGAAGGACAAUUUGUUCAAAGAGGACAUACUGACAAUCAUCCAAGACAACAAGGGAUGAUGUUAUUUCAACACAACAAUACUGGUAUCCACUUGGAUAGUGGAUCUACUUUUCAUUUGCGAAUCAAUGAAGAUGACUUUAAAGAAGGAAAUCUGCAAGGAUUCCAUUAUGCCUCUAAUCUUGAGGGAAGGGAACUUUAUCAAGAAGGAAUUGAUAAGGUAUUUGAUUCUGUUUGUAAGCUUGAUACACGAGCUAGUGACAACGUCAACAGCUUGUCAAAUAUGGUACAAGAUGGAUUUGAUGUAUUUAUGGACACAAAGAGAGAGAACAGCUUCUUUGUGACUAAAAACGGCACUACAUGGCGAUUUGGACAUCGCAAUGGAUUAUAUACUUUGGUUGACAAACCUGCUAUGGUAACAACAAUGUUUCAUGACCAUGCACGUGGACUUGAUAAUAAUGAUGUGCAAGGGUACUGUGCUCUACAGAGUGUGGAGAAGAACAAAGAGGUUUUCACAAACAAACAAGUGAAACGAGCAAAUGUUGCACGAAGUGGCUAUCAUAUGAUGGGAGCACCUGGUGCAGAACUAUUCAAGUUGGCGAUUCGGGGAAAUUUUUUUCAAAAAUUGUCCAAUUACGGAGGAAGAUGUUAA
Messenger RNA from Cylindrotheca closterium, 1149 nucleotides. The record is from the annotation of a GenBank genome assembly. NCBI's taxonomy places the organism in Eukaryota, Bacillariophyta, Bacillariophyceae, Bacillariales, Bacillariaceae.